AUGCCAAGGCUUGAAGAGCUGCAGUUUGGUGUUUUUGCAGGGUAUUGGAGUUGGCAAGUUAAUGGUGUGCCGUUUGAGCAGUUCCCAACAAAGGAUGAAAUCGAAGAUCUUGACUUGGGCCUGGAUAACCUCCUUUCACUUGAGAAAGUCACCGUUACAGUCGACUGCUUGGGUGCUACUGCCGCAGAAGUGCAGGAGGUGGAGGCCAUGGUCACGCGUGCGGUGGAAAAUCAUUCCAACUGUCCAACUAUAAAAGUGGAUCGAGCAUGUGAACAAGAUAUGUUAUCUGACGAAGAAAGCGAGGAUCUGCAUCAGCAACACAUUCAACAACGUUACCAUGUGCUCCGAUCGAAGGAUGAGCUCGAUGCUUGGUUCAUCGCCCACCUGCGGUCGUACCGACUUCUUUAG
Molecule: messenger RNA, 408 nt
Organism: Miscanthus lutarioriparius
Lineage: Eukaryota; Viridiplantae; Streptophyta; Magnoliopsida; Poales; Poaceae
Source: the annotation of a GenBank genome assembly